AUGUCUUCGUCCGUCGUACAACAGUUUGUCUCGGGCUUAAAGUCCCGGCACCGAGAGACGCAAAAUAAAGCGGCACAGGAUCUUUACUUGUAUGUGAAGACCGAGCUGCGUGAUAUGUCACAGGAGGAACUUGUGCAGUUUUUUGAUGAUUUCAAUCAUCAUAUCUUUGAUAUGGUGAAAAGUUCAGAUGUUCAUGAGAAAAAGGGUGGUGUUUUGGCUAUAAAAUGUUUGAUUAGUGGAGAUGUCGUCAACACAACCACACGCAUUUCACGAUAUUCCCACAACUUGCGAAAUCUUCUGCCAUCGAAUGAUGUAUCUGUCAUGGAAAUGGCAGCAAAAACUCUUGUGAAAUUAGCUUUAUUGCCAGGAUCUAAAGGAGCGGAAUCGUUUGAGUUUGACAUAAAGCGGGCAUUUGAAUGGUUAUCGGAGGAAAGACACGAGUACCGUCGGCACGCAUCCGUUCUCAUUCUGCGCGAAUUAGCAUUGGCCAUGCCAACAUAUUUCUAUCAGUCAAUGUCGACGUUUUUCGAGAAAUUUUUCAACGCCGUUCACGAUCCUAAACCAGCUAUUCGAGAAUCCGCUGGAGAAGCUUUACGCGCCGCCUUAAUAGUAACAUCUCAACGUGAGAACACGAAACAAUCUAGUAAACCACAAUGGUAUAUGCUUUGCUAUCAAGAAUCAAUGAAAUGCUUCCUAGCGGAAGCCCCACCAAAAGAGAAAGGUGUCACGCGAGAAGAUAGAAUUCACGGCGGACUUAUCGUCUUGAAUGAAUUGUUUCGUAACUCUAACAGUUGUUGGGAACGUAAAUAUUCAACGUUGAAAAGUCUACAAUCUGAAUAUCGAAGGCAAGGAGAAUUUUCGACGGCAAUGUUUCCAAGGAUGAAACAAACCCUAAUUGAAAAGAUUGGAUCUUCGCAAUCGCAUUUGGAUUCAGAUCACUCUAAUUUGAAGUUUUCAAAUAUACAGAUUGAAGAGUCUGCUAACAGUCGUCAGAUUUUAACUGACCAUUAUGAAGAAAUAUGUGAAAAAGUGAUGGAUCAACGUAACAGUCGCUCGUUUUAUGUGCAGCAGGCACUAUUAAAUAUUCUGCCUCGAGUAGCAGCAUUCAAUCGGGAGGCUUUCGUUAGGAAACAUCUGGAUACCACAGUUUACUACCUGUUGAACAUAUUAAAAGGAAAAGAAAAAGAUCGAAAUGCCGCCUAUGUGACCCUAGGUUACAUUGCGGUGGCAGUGGAAAACGACAUUGAAAAACAUGUGAGGAGCAUUAUGGAGACAAUUAAAGUCGCCCUGCCGGCUCGUGAUACGCCCAGUAAACGUAAACCGACACUAGACCCUGCAGUAUUUACGUGUAUCACGCUACUAGCACACGCUGUAAAAUCCGGCAUUACUGAAGACAUCCGCGAAAUUCUCGAUUCAAUGUUCGCUACAGGACUUUCUCCUGCCUUGACUGUUUGUUUUCGCGAAUUGGCAGAAAAUGUUCCACGUCUUAAACGCGACAUAUCAGAAGGAUUGCUUCGAAUGCUCUCACAAGUUCUUAUGAAUAAACCGUAUCCAUCGUUUGGAACACCAAAACAUAAUAUACCAGUGUCGUUUCCGUCGUUGGGAUUGACGGAUUCACAUCAGUAUGAUGUUGCAACGAUCGUGUUGGCGCUGAAAACUUUGGGAACGUUCAACUUUGAAGAUCAGCCAUUAUUGGAUUUCGUACAAAAGUGUGCUGAUCAUUUUGUGUGCCACGAGCAGCAAGAAAUUCGCCUGGAGUCGGUUCAAACUUGCACCCGUCUCUUAAAGCAAGCAAUUCAAAGUUCAGAUCCUAACAAUGGCGUUUCGGAAACACUAAAAGAAGUAAUCGUGCAUGUUUUGGAACGUUUAUUAAUAGUCGGGAUAACGGACGUUGAUUGUAAUGUGAGACUACGUGUACUGCGAUCGUUGGACGAGACCUUUGAUGCGCAACUCGCGAGGCCUGAAUCUCUAAGUGCUCUUUUGAUAACUUUAAACGAUGAAAUCUUCGAAAUACGUGAACUGGCGAUUGUGACAAUUGGUAGACUGUCAGCAAUGAAUCCUGCCUAUGUUAUGCCAAGCUUAAGGAAAACUCUGAUACAAUUGCUAACGGAAUUAGAACAUUCAGGGAUGAGCCGUAAUAAGGAGCAGAGUGCAAGAAUGCUGGACCAUUUGAUUGUUAGUACUCCCAGGCUGAUCUCUUCAUAUAUGCGACCAGUUCUCACAAUAUUAGUACCGAAACUCAAGGAGCCCGAAUCGAAUCCAGGAGUAAUUCUUAAUGUUCUUCGAGCUAUUGGUGACUUAGCGGAAGUGAAUGGAGGUUCUACGGAGCUAGAAAAAUGGGCUGAUGACUUGCUUGCAAUACUUUUGGAGAUGUUAAGUGAUUCAGGUAAUCCGGACAAACGUGGGGUAGCACUAUGGACAUUGGGGCAGCUAGUGAGCGCAACAGGACGCGUCGUAACACCAUAUCAUAGAUACCCAAUUCUUAUCGAUAUCCUGAUAAAUUUUCUGAAAACUGAGCAGAGACGAUCAAUACGUAGAGAGACAAUUCGUGUGCUAGGAUUGCUUGGCGCCAUGGAUCCUUACAAACACAAAAUGAACAAAGGGUUAAUCGAUAGCCAGAAAGACACUAUCUUAAUAUCGCUAUCAGAUUAUAAAAAUAACGAAGCGCAAGAUCUAUCGACUGCUGAAAUGUUGGUCAAUAUGGGGACAGUAUUAGAAGAAUAUUAUCCUGCAGUGGCGAUUUCCACGCUCAUGAGGAUUUUACGUGAUCCUACUUUGGCGCAACAUCACACAAUGGUCGUUCAUGCGGUUACAUUCAUAUUCCAAAGUUUAGGAAUCAAAUGUGUUCCAUACCUAGCUCAAGUGCUGCCUAACCUUCUGGACAACAUUCGUACAGCAGAUAUGAAUUUGCGGGAAUUUUUGUUUCAACAGUUGUCGACCCUUAUCCAAAUUGUCAAACAGCAUAUCAUAUGCUACAUGGGGGACAUUUUCAAGCUCGUAAAGGAAUUCUGGACAAUCAACACGCCAUUGCAACCCACCCUUAUCAAUCUCAUCGAAAAUAUAGCCAUUGCCCUGUCAUGUGAAUUCAAAGACUACCUGCCUCAACUAAUGCCACAAAUUCUUAGAGUUCUCCAGCACGACAUCUCUAAGGAUCGGAUAGUCACCAUUAAAUUGCUACAAGCACUACAGAAAUUUGGAAAUAAUCUGGACAAUUUCCUGCAUUUGAUAGUUCCACCGAUUGUGAGGCUGUUCGAUGCCUCCGAUGUUCCGCAUCAAGUGUCAGUGACUGCACUGGAGACCAUAGACUAUUUGGCUCGCAUUUUAGAUUUCACUGACUUUUCAUCUCGAAUCAUCCACCCACUUGUUAGAGUUUUAGAUAAUAAUAGUGAACUGAGAGACAAUGCCAUGUCCUGCCUUAAGUCCUUGGUCAUUCAACUUGGCAAGAAGUACCUAGUUUUUGUCCCGUUGGUUCAUAGAGUCAUGUUGAAACAUAAGAUUUCAUGCUUGGAUUAUGAGAAGCUGAUUCCGAAAAUUCAAAGCAAUACAACUGUUUGUCUGGAUGACGAGUUUCGCAUCCGGCAAGCGAAAUAUAAAAAUAAUGAUGUGUCGCUUAGCUGUAGUGAUAAUAACACCAUCAAGAAGCUAAACACGUCUUCGAGCGAUCUUCAAAUGGCGUGGUUGGCAGCGCGCCGGGUUUCGAAGGAUGAUUGGCUCGAAUGGCUUAAGCGUCUCUCUAUAGGAUUGCUGAAAGAGUCCCCAUCUCCAGCGUUGAGGUCGUGUCGCCCGUUAGCACAGAACUAUCCCAAAUUACUGCGUGAUUUAUUCAAUGCGGCAUUUAUUUCCUGCUGGAAGGAGCUGUCUCCUGGGUUGAGAACGGAGCUAGCACAGAGUCUGACACAAGCGCUCGAAGUGCAAGAUAUGCCAGAAAUAACACAAACAAUUUUAAAUUUGGCUGAAUUUAUGGAGCAUUGUGAAAAUGAAGAUCUUCAGAUUGCGCUGUCACUUUUGGGGAAACGGGCAAUGCAGUGCCGCGCCUACGCCAAGGCGUUGCACUACACUGAAGAAGAGUUUUAUAUUGAAAAGAAGCCACAAGUUUUUGAGAUGUUAAUCUUGAUUAACAACAAACUUCAGCAAAAGGAAGCCGCCGAGGGGCUUCUAACAACGUUCCGUAAUGCUGCCGAUGAACUCAAAGUACAAGGACGAUGGUAUGAAAAGUUACACAACUGGGACCAAGCUUUAAAGCACUACACAGAUAAACUGAAUGCUGACGCGGAUGAUCUAGAAUCACGUUUGGGGCACAUGCGUUGUCUUGAAGCUUUAGGUGAAUGGUCGGAACUAGGAAAAGUCACCAGAGAACAAUGGGAUAAACUGGGCCAAGACGGGAAAGCGAAGGCUGGUCGUUUAGCAGCUGUAGCGGCGUGGGGACUGCAGGACUGGGAAAGCAUGCAAGAAUACGUAAAAUGUAUUCCUGAGGAGACACAGGAUGGUAGUUUCUACAGAGCUGUGUUAGCUGUACAUUAUAGUGACUUCGAAAGUGCUCAGAGGCUCAUCGACGAAACUCGUGAUCUGCUCGAUACAGAGCUAACAGCCAUGGCGGGCGAAUCGUACGAACGAGCCUACGGAGCUAUGGUCUGUGUACAAAUGCUUUCAGAGCUUGAGGAGGUAAUUCAGUACAAAUUAAUUCCUGAAAGAAGAGAAAUCAUAAAGGAUAUGUGGUGGAAGCGACUGCAGGGUGGACAGCGCUUAGUAGAAGACUGGCAAAGAAUAAUUCAAGUGCAUUCACUGGUGCUGAGUCCACAAGAAGAUGUUCACACGUGGUUGAAGUACGCCUCAUUGUGCCGGAAAAAUGGAUCGUUAAAGCUAUCUCAUAAGACUUUGGUCAUGUUGCUUGGCACUGAUCCGUCAUUAAAUCCAUCAGAAGACCUUCCAGCAAACCAGCCACAAGUAACAUUUGCCUACACUAAACACAUGGCUAUGGCUGAUGACGUGCAGGGUGCUUAUGAGAAAUUGAGUCGAUUCGUCGACACUUUUUCAUUCUUGUGCAAUUGUCCUAUUGACGACAUGAAGAAGGACGACCGAAGAUUGCUAGCUCGUUGCUAUAUGAGACUUGGUCUUUGGCAGAACAAACUACAAGGAAUUACCGAUAGUUCAAUAAAAACGAUCCUAGGAUCAUAUGAGAAAGCAACAGCCUAUGAUCCGAAUUGGUACAAAGCCUGGCAUUCGUGGGCGUAUAUGAACUUCAAAGUGGUUCAAACACAAAAGCAACAGUUGCAGGAUCAACAAAGUGCAAUAUCCGAACAGGUUCGGGCCCAGAAAGAGAAGAUGAUAAUUUCGCAAUAUGCUGUGCUUGCAGUUGACGGUUUCUUCCGUUCCAUUAACUUGCUUAAGGGGAAUUCCUUGCAAGAUACCUUGCGGCUUUUAACUCUAUGGUUUGACUAUGGACAUUAUCCCGAAGUUUAUGAUGCCCUCGUGGUAGGCAUGAAAUUGAUUGAGAUUAACACAUGGCUGCAAGUCAUUCCCCAGCUAAUCGCUCGUAUUGAUACUCACCGGAAUUUGGUUGGUCAGUUAAUCCACCAGUUGCUGAUCGAUAUCGGAAAGUCUCAUCCUCAAGCUUUAGUAUAUCCUUUGACGGUAGCUUCCAAGUCGGCUUCGAUUCUCCGGAAGAACGCGGCCGAUAAGAUCUUGGAUUCGAUGCGAAAACACUCACCUGUACUUGUAGAACAAGCAAUGAUGUGUAGUGAAGAAUUGAUUCGUGUUGCAAUACUAUGGCAUGAACAAUGGCACGAAGGAUUAGAAGAGGCAUCAAGAUUGUAUUUCGGUGAAAGAAAUAUCAAAGGAAUGUUUGAUACAUUGGAGCCAUUGCAUGCCAUGCUGGAGCGAGGACCCCAGACGCUGAAGGAGACAUCUUUCAAUCAGGCUUACGGGCAUGAUCUGACCGCGGCAGCGGAGUGGUGUCAGCAAUAUAAACAAUCUGGAAAUAUAAGCGAUCUAGACCGAGCCUGGGACUUGUACUACCAUGUGUUCCGGAAAAUUUCGAGACAAUUGCCUCAGUUGACUUCAUUGGAACUGCAAUACGUCAGCCCCAAAUUGUUGGCCUGCAAAGAUCUGGAGUUAGCUGUUCCCGGGAGCUAUAACCCUGGUGGAGAGUUGAUAAGGAUAUCCCACAUCAAAACAAACUUACAAGUGAUUACGUCUAAGCAAAGGCCAAGAAAGCUAUGCAUUAGGGGGUCGAACGGCAAAGAUUAUAUGUUCUUGCUAAAAGGUCACGAAGAUUUACGACAAGAUGAACGUGUUAUGCAACUUUUCAGCUUAGUAAACACUUUACUCCUGAACGACCCGGACACUUUCAGGCGAAAUCUAACUAUCCAAAGAUAUGCUGUUAUUCCACUAAGUACGAAUUCUGGUCUGAUUGGUUGGGUGCCGCAUUGCGACACACUUCAUACGCUUAUUCGGGACUAUCGCGACAAGAAGAAAAUUGUUCUGAACAUUGAACACCGCAUUAUGCAGCGCAUGGCUCCUGAUUAUGAUCAUCUUACCUUGAUGCAAAAGGUGGAAGUUUUUGAAAAUGCGCUUGAGCAUACCAAAGGCGAUGAUCUGGCUAAACUGCUUUGGCUGAAAAGUCCAUCCUCUGAAGUGUGGUUCGAUCGUCGAACGAAUUACACUCGAUCAUUAGCGGUAAUGUCAAUGGUGGGGUACAUCUUAGGAUUGGGAGAUCGUCAUCCUUCAAAUUUGAUGUUGGAUCGAUUAAGUGGUAAAAUCCUGCAUAUUGAUUUUGGCGAUUGUUUUGAGGUUGCUAUGACUCGCGAGAAAUUCCCUGAGAAAAUACCAUUCCGGUUGACCCGGAUGCUUAUAAAUGCUAUGGAAGUGACGGGAAUUGAGGGCACAUAUCGACGGACAUGCGAAAGUGUCAUGCUUGUCCUUAGAAGGAAUAAAGAUAGUUUGAUGGCGGUACUGGAAGCGUUUGUUUACGAUCCUUUACUGAACUGGCGACUUUUGGACUCUGAUAAAAAUCGACGAUCGAAAACAAACACCGAUGGAAACAUAGGAAGCUUGAACGGAUCCGUAGACGAUGCAUUCAACCUGUUUUUGAGUAAUCAAAAUGCAAAACUAAAGCAAUUCGAUGCCACUCAAGGGCCACAAGCUGAGGUGACGAAUAAAAAAGCUCGAUCGAUCGUGGAUCGGGUUAAACAAAAAUUAACCGGAAAUGAUUUCAAUACACAGAAUGCCGUGACGGUGCAACAGCAGGUCGACUUGUUGAUACAACAGGCGACCAACAAUGAGAACUUAUGCCAGUGCUAUAUAGGUUGGUGCCCAUUCUGGUAAAUUCAAUUCACCGCUUUGCUAUCCGCUAGGAGUAAGAUAUGAAUUCAGUUCAUUGACGAAAAUCUUGCUGAUGGAAUUGUGAUAUAUAACUGACACAAAUUCUUCUAAAACAAAAACAACACGUACACACAAUUUGCGUUUGUUUCUAACUCUUGAAUGAUGUGGCCAUUAUCGAAAGCCCUUUCCAAAGAACAUAACAUAAGAAACAUUAAAAGUGAACUUCUGCUUUCAUUCUUCUCUCCAUGGACGCCAUCUGUUCUUAUUCACAUGUUAGCUACGAUACGUCUCAAUAUUCUUUUGUAUUUUUGUAUUAUCAAAUUGUUAUUCUUUUUUGUUUCUUGAGUAUGGUGUUAUUUAAGCUUCUCCAUCAUGACUAAAUGUUUAAGAAAUUGUUAUAGAUUUUAUGUAUAAUAUUUGAGAUAUUAUGUAUAAUAUUCUGAGAUAGUAAAUAUUUUCCGUAAGGUAUGUCUAAAUAAUUCAAUUCAUAAUUUGUUUGUGUAGUGCAGUAAUUUUCUUAUAGACAAAGUAAGGCUAAUAAAUAAUAUUUAUAAU
Hermetia illucens (black soldier fly) is the source of this 7875-nucleotide messenger RNA. RefSeq names its product serine/threonine-protein kinase Tor (gene Tor). The record is from RefSeq and is a predicted model, not a curated record. Gene Ontology annotation, molecular function: protein binding; protein serine/threonine kinase activity; protein-containing complex binding. The coding region runs from base 1 to 7323 and encodes 2440 amino acids. Lineage: Eukaryota; Metazoa; Arthropoda; Insecta; Diptera; Stratiomyidae. Gene Ontology annotation, cellular component: nucleus; TORC1 complex; TORC2 complex. Gene Ontology annotation, biological process: TOR signaling; protein phosphorylation; negative regulation of macroautophagy. The transcript has 5 exons.